AUGCAUAGACCUCUUGGCACUAAUGUCAGCAUCAGCCCAGUUUCCUGGCCAGGCAUCCACGCUUACCUGGAUGACAAGCUCCGCUUCACAAGCAGCCCUCCGGGCACGAGCAUCUCCCCGGGCUCAACCUUGCUUUCAGCUCGGCACAAGACUCUGAAGAGCAAAGAUGACCUGGCUUUAGUCCCCGUAAGCACGAAGCGCAUGUGGCUCCGCGUCACGGACCCCACUUCCUCCAAGAGGCGCUUAUCUGAGUCCAGCAGAGAAACCCUUGCCUUCUUUGCCCACUUGAGCUCCAGGGACUGGCGGCCAAGGCCGCUUCGAUCACCACCUACCAGUUCGGUGGAGUCUGCUGCGGAUGCUUUCGGCAAAGGCAACGAUUGCGGGGUGGGAGGAUGGCUCCUCCUCCCAAGUGGGCGCCUGCUUUGGUUUGCUCACCGCUACACUGUCAACGACUUUCUGGACUUAGGUCUGCCAAUGCAACCGGACGCCAACUUGGACAUUUCCAGCUACGAGACUUUGGCGCAGUGCUUUGUAGUACUUCUGGCUUUCUGGAAAGCCCACGGAUCCGGUCGCUUGGAUUUGACAUUACCAGCUUUGAGCGAUAACAGUGGUGCAGAGUCAGAUAUGUCUGAUCAAACAAAGGCCAGGGCAAGACUGCUCUACGGUGUGCUCAAUGGAUUGCUCUACGAUCGAGGCCGCCGCCUCCUCAGAUCCGUUGUCGGUCAAAACGGCUAUGAAUCCUGGAGAUUGCUUUCCCGAGACCUUAUGCCUCAGUCUCGCAACAGAGUUCUUGCUUUGCUGCGUACAAUUUCAGCAUGGCCCGCAUUCGAUGCCAAGCAGGGCAUAUCUCAGCAGCUGGUUCGACUGGAGACUGCUUUCGAGGAGUAUGAACGAUUGGUUCCUGGAGGUGUUCCAGAGAACCACAAGAUGGCUACGCUGCUCGGUUGUUUGUCAGGACAGCUUCGCCAGCAUGCAAAUGUAGUCAUCACUGAUGAUAGCAGCUACCGCGAUCUGAGAGAGCUUGUGCUGCGUUGGGAUGGUGCCCAGACACGUUGGUCUUCGAGUGUUGCACUAAGUUACGGUUUGCAAGAAAGUGCCAAAGGCCUGAAACAGGAUACUGGAGGCAAGCACGGCAAAGGCAAGAACGACAAAGGCAAGCAAGGCAAGGGCAAGCAAUGGGACAAGAAUGGCAAAGGUGGCAAGCAAGGAAAGUGGCAACAGCAAGGAGGAUGGCAACAGCAACAGAGAGACUCGUGGAACAACAACAAAGGCAAGCAAGGCAAAGGCAAGCAAGACAAAGGCAAGCAGGACAAAGGCAAGCACUACAGCUACGACAAUUACACUGGCAAGGGCUACGGUGGCAACCAAUGGCAGGAUCGUCGUGUUCAGCAGGUGCAAGACCAAACAGGUCAGCAGCAGCAGCAAGUGCAGCAGCCAUGGCAAGCUCCACCUCAGCCCAGCAACGCUACAGCAGUUCCGAGUUUUAGCAGUGCCGCCAGUCAAGCUUCAACCAUGUCAACUGCAGUGCGUCGAGUGUUUGCUGAGCCGUUGGUUGUGGAUGUGAGCGAUUUGGAGCUGCCUGGAGACUCGUGCAUACGCAUGCUGCAGUGCCCCGAGUACAGACUCGAUUCUUCUGACAACGAUGAUGAUUGGUACAGGGCGCCUGAUCAGCCUGCGUUGGUUUUGCAAGCGAGCCCUCCGCCAGCUGUUCGAGCAGUGCAGUAUUCAUCUGAUGCCACUGCACAGGCCGUUAUAAUUGACUCUGGCGCGGAUAUCUCGUGCCUUCCUCGGUGCUUCGCCUCUGCUGGAAAAUAUGUUCCCGCCAGGAACCUGCGAGUUCAGGAUGCACAAGGCGCAACCAUGGCAGUGAGCGAGGAACGCCUCGUUGACUUCAUUGUCGAGAGCUCAAACUGCGGCCCAGUGGGUAUCAGAGAAAGAUGUAUAAUCGCAGAUGUUACACAGCCCUUAAUCAGCCUGGGUCGAUUGAUCAAGAGAGGAUGGUUUCCAUGUCGUGGAGAGCAAGGAUUUUGGCUGAAUCACGACGGCUCUGGUGCCGAUGUUCCUCUGGGCUUUAAGGGCAUGAGUCUUCUGGUGCAAGCUUCAAUCCGCAGAGUGAGUCAGCCGCCGCCCGAGAACGAGCACAACACAAGUGUGGCCCUCGAUCUGCCGCCACGUCAUGUGCGAGCUAUGUUUACUGCAACGCUGAGUGAGCAAGCAGAGAAACUUCAGUUUGGUUGGCAAAUCGGGUCCACAGGUCACAUCAUCUGGAGAGGAAAAUCCUCUAUCAUGAUUGAUCCUUCUUUGGUUGUGGUGAGUGGUUGGCCUUACAGGACAACCAUCAUGCGCAGGUCAGAUGAUGAAGACUGGCUGGUGGCUGAGACCUGUGUAAAGUGGGCGGAUCUUGCUGAUAUUGAGGGCCCGAUUCCCGGAGGAGGAGAAGCAGAGCUGAUUGUGGUUUUGCAUCCGAAGCUUGAGCAGCUCAGUGAUGUGGGCAUCCAGUGCUCAAAUGAGGCAUCUGCCUCUGUCGAAAUGCAGGUUGAGCCGCCGGCUUUGCACGAGGAUGAUGAAGCUGGCGGGAUAGGUGAUGUCCUGUUCGAUCAAGAGCCGGGUGGAGCUGAAGCAGAUGAGGUUGUGCCGCAGGAUCCCGAAGCGGCAGCAGUUCUUCCUGACAUGGAGGAGCCAGAACAGCUACCUCCUCCACCGGCCAUCGAAGACAAGCUUGUGCUGGACGGUGUGGAGCUUACUGCACAAAGUACGAUUGCUGCCUUGGCGAGUGCAUGCGACAGACUUGGCUUGCGUCAUUCCGGUAGCAAGCGCCGCCUCUAUGAGCGCAUCAAGGGGUACUUGCAGAAGCAACAGCUUUCUUUGUCUGCUGAUAUGACUCGUGAUGCAGUUGCAAAUGCCUCGCGAACUCCUUCUAUGCAGUCCAUACCGACACCGCCUUCGAGAGCUGAGCAGCUGCUACACGAGCUGACCCACGAGCCGUACGCGGCUUGGUGUCCCAGUUGCAUAGCAAUGCGAGCGCUUCCGGACCGAAGCGAGCGGACUGUUGAUGCUCCGAGGGACAUUCCUCGAGUGUCGUUUGAUUUCAUGUACACUGGUUAUGACGAAAGCCAGAAUGAAGCCGUGCACAAGCCUGUUAUGGAAGGAGAUGAUCCCAAAGAUCUGCUGUGCUGCUUGGUGUGCCAUGAUCAGGCAACAUCCUCCAUAGCAUGUGUACCGUGCCCCGGGAAGAGUGCUACGAGAUACCUCGGUGUGGAGGUGAUGCGUUUUGUGCAGAGCCUAGGGCAUCCAACAGUUGAGAUUUUCUGUGACAAUGAGCCGACGACCAUUCGGCUGCAGGAUGCUAUCUGUGUUGCUAGAAGCCGGUUGGGCCUGAAGACUCUGAAGAAGAACCCUCCGAUUGGGAAUCAUCAGAGCAAUGGCGCUGUGGAGCGCACGGUGGAUUUGGUCAGACGACUGGCUUGCACACUGUUGGAUGUGGUGCGCCGCAAAACUGGUUGUUCGAUCACAGUGAAGCACCCUCUGUUUGCAUGGAGUUUCAGCCACGCGGCGUGGAUUCGAAACCACUUCGCCGUUCAAGGCGGAUUGACGCCUUAUGAAAGAUGCUAUUCCACGGCCUACAAAGGAAAGCUUGUGCCUUUCGGAGAACCUGUCUUCGGGCAGAUCGUGCCCAAGCGGAAAGGCAAUGCAAAGUGGCUGAAGGCCGUCUUUGUCGGCAAAACGCGCAGCAAUGAUCAAUACCUGAUACCUCAUUGCAAGCAGGUCCGGCAUCCGAACAUGCCGGAGUGUGCGCCGCACUGGCCAUGA
This is a messenger RNA of Symbiodinium sp. CCMP2592, 3810 nucleotides long. The record is from the annotation of a GenBank genome assembly. Lineage: Eukaryota; Dinophyceae; Suessiales; Symbiodiniaceae.